CUGAUUAGUUUUGGUUAGACUAUCUUUGACAACCAACUUUACGAAUAUGAGAAAGUUGAUCCAGUUCAUUUAAUGUCACUUUGCUUGUUAUGUAAGCCAAAUUCUACUCAAAAUUAAGUAAACUGAAGUGGCUCCGAUACAUAAUAACAUAUCGACUAUUAUCAAAGCAUGUCCUAUCACAUCAAUGAGGUCAAUCCUGAUUAUAUGGCAGUUUCAAGUCUACUACAAGAUACCAACACUGAAGAACUUAAGCGACUUCUAAGUGAAGAUCAAGAAUUGAAUAAAAUCGUUAGAAAUUUACAACAGGUAAAGAAUAUUGAGGCAGAGAGGGAAAUAUUGUUAGCCAGUAACAAAAGUCUUGCCGAGUUCAAUUUGAAUCAAGAACCUGUUUUGCUCAAAGCUCGUGAAGGAUUGUCCCAAGUAUAUUUAGAAGCCAUGGAUUUGAAAAAAGAAGUGGAGGAGAAUAAACAGAAAUAUGACGAAAUGAGCAAGCAAGAGUCACUAGACACAGUUUUGGCCAUUCUUCAGACUUCAGCAGCCCAAUCAGAAGAAGAAACAGAGAAAAUGGCUGAUGACUUGAAAAGAGGAGACUUACUUGUGGAAGAUUUUAUUGAAAAGUUUAUGGAGAAACGGAAAGUUACACAUUUACUUAGAGUGAAAGCUGAAAAAAUGGCUGAACUUCUUUCUAAGAAGAGAAACAUGACUUUCAAUGAAAAGAUGGAGAACCAAAUCAGAAUUCCUGUAUGUGCGUGCAUCUGUCAUUUUGCGGAAUAAAAUAACAAAAUAACUCCACAAUAUCUGGAAGAAGCAAAUAUGUUUUCCUUCUCGUGAAAAAAGAAAAUGCAAAAAAACGUGUAAGAUAAUGGUAUGCCUUGUAGUGUUUUCUUAAUUGAAUUGUACAUUCAAUAUUCAUAUAUAUAUGUAUGAGCUUACAAGUAUUGGUAUAAUUUAUAUACACUUGUAAACGGAAAGAAAUAUCCAUUAAACAAAACAAAUAAUCAGUGUCAUAACAAAUAUUCUUUGUAUAUAACCAUAACACUGUAGACAAUGUUAAGCAGAGUUUUUUCAGAUCAGGCAAUGAGAAAAAUAGAACAGGAUCUGGUUAGAAGUGCAAAAAUUAGUUCAUCAAAAAUGGAAGUUCUAAACAGUCAUGCUACUAAUGUAAGAGAACACUUAGCAUUGACAUCACUGGAUAAAAUGAAGGAUUAGUCCUUUUUAUACUUGAUUUAAAAGUGAUAAACAUUUUGUCAUCUUGUUCAAGCUCGCACAGAGAUUUAUAAUCAACUGUUAUUAUAAAUGGAAAGUAGAUUUUUUUCACAAAUGUAAGAUCCCUGAUCUAUGUGAAUCUAUUCAGGUGUGCCUAAACAUGCUCUGCAAUCAGCAGUAGACUGUGCUAAAAUGUCGACCAAUGAGUAUAUCUCAGCCCACUUAGUGAACUCGUGGAUAAUGACCAGCACAUAAUGAUUACCCCAUUCAGUCUUAGGGAGAACUAACAAUUCUUUGCUGAAUUCACCUUGUCUAGACCAGUCUUUUCUUGAGGCUGUAAAUGUGAUGCAGUGCUGGUAUCAGGGCUGAA
This is a messenger RNA of Limulus polyphemus (Atlantic horseshoe crab), 1576 nucleotides long. RefSeq names its product vacuolar protein sorting-associated protein 37A-like. The transcript has 6 exons. Bases 169 to 774 code for a protein of 201 amino acids. Gene Ontology annotation, cellular component: ESCRT I complex. The record is from RefSeq and is a predicted model, not a curated record. Lineage: Eukaryota; Metazoa; Arthropoda; Merostomata; Xiphosura; Limulidae. Gene Ontology annotation, biological process: protein targeting to membrane; protein targeting to vacuole; ubiquitin-dependent protein catabolic process via the multivesicular body sorting pathway.